Manihot esculenta (cassava) is the source of this 2970-nucleotide messenger RNA. RefSeq lists its product as uncharacterized. The coding region runs from base 1 to 2970 and encodes 989 amino acids. The transcript is spliced from 5 exons. Lineage: Eukaryota; Viridiplantae; Streptophyta; Magnoliopsida; Malpighiales; Euphorbiaceae. The record is from RefSeq and is a predicted model, not a curated record.
AUGAAUGCUGAAAGAAGUUGGAUGUAUGCCCGUCUCAGAGAUGGUUUACUGAAUCCCAGAUAUUUAGAGGGUAUCAAUGAAUUUAUAGAGAAGGCUAAGACCUGCACAGAAUAUUUAAAUGGCGAUCAGAUUCGUUGUCCUUGUAAUCGAUUUAAGUGCCAAAACCGUAGCUUUCAAGAUGAAAAUACAGUUAAAUAUCAUUUAAUGAAGCAUGGUUUUGUGCAAAAUUAUCUUGUUUGGUAUUUGCACGGUGAAACUGAAGUGCAUGACGGAUAUGGUGAUACAGAUUUAGACAUGUCUUAUGGUUCUGACAGUGUUAAUCACCCAAAUUUCAAUCGUUUUGAGGACAUGGUCAUGGAUGCAACAAGCUGUCAUGUAAUGCAUAAUGAUACAUAUGAGAUGCCAAACUCGGCUGCACAGAAACUGUAUGAUAUGUUAAAUGCAUCUAAGCAACAACUAUGGCCUGGAUGUGAAACUCACUCCCAGUUAUCAGCUGUUUCACGUUUACUAAAUCUGAAGGCUGAACAUCAUUUCUCAGAACGGUGUUUUGAUCAGAUUUAUGAACUCAUGAAGGAGAUGUUACCGAGUGACAAUGUCAUGACGGACAGCUUUUACUCAACAAAGAGACUAGUCCGAGGAUUGGGGCUUCCUGUACAAAAGAUACACUGUUGUGUGAAUGGUUGUAUGAUUUAUUGGGAAAAUGAUAAAGAACUUACACGAUGCAAAUUUUGUGACCAUGAAAGGUUCAAACGCCUGAAGCACACCUUGGGGAAAGGGAAGAGUCAAAUACCAUACAAAAAGAUGUAUUACUUCCCCAUUACACCACGUUUGCAAAGACUUUAUGCGUCCUGUGUUACAGCUAAGUAUAUGACUUGGCACAAUGACCAUGCAACUGAGGAUGGGGUGAUGCGACACUGUUCAGAUGCUCCUGCUUGGAAGCAUUUCAACCAAACUCAUCCAACCUUCGCACUGGAGGCCCGAAAUGUCAGACUUGGCCUUUGCACUGAUGGAUUUCAACCAUUCGGUCAAUUUGGGCAACAGUAUUCUUCAUGGCCAGUAAUACUAACUCCAUACAAUUUGCCACCAGGGUGGAGCACAGCAGGACGCACUGCAUAUCCUUAUUGUAUGGAAAACACAGAUGCAUUUACAUUACGAAGGGGAGGUAAACAAACAUGGUUUGACAGUCAUCGGAAGUUCUUGCCUGACGACCACCCUUUCCGUCGAAACAAGACAUCUUUUAUUAAAAACAAAUGUGUAUCCAAGUCACCGCCGCCAAUUAGAACUGGAGAAUACUUGCUAAAAGAAAUUGAGCAAAUUGGGUUGAGGCGGGUUAUAGACAUUGACAGUCAUGAAAUAAAUUGUCGGCUUUCAAAGAGAACUGGUUGGCGUAAGCGGAGCAUAUUAUGGGAUUUGCCAUAUUGGUCUUCAAAUAUGAUUCGCCACAAUCUUGAUGUAAUGCACAUUGAAAAGAAUGUAUUUGAAAAUAUUUUUAAUACAGUUAUGAAUGUGGAGGGGAAGACAAAAGACAAUAUAAAAUCAAGGGAAGAUUUAAAUGAAAUUUGCAGGAGACCAGAAUUGAAGAAAGAUCCAAUUAGCGGGAAAUAUCCAAAAGCAUGUUAUUGUUUGGAUAACCAAUCGAAGAUGAUACUGUGUGAUUGGCUUAAAACACUCAAAUUCCCUGAUGGAUAUGUUUCCAAUCUAGGGAGAUGUGUUGAUAGUCGGAAGCUUAGACUUUUUGAUAUGAAAAGCCACGACUGUCAUGUUUUCAUGCAACGAAUUCUUCCUAUAGCUCUCAGAGAGUUCUUACCAAAUAACGUUUGGCAACCAAUAACAGAGCUUAGCAAUUUCUUUAGAGAACUCACCUCAACUACACUUACUAAUGGGGACAUGCAACGGUUAAAUGAACAAAUUCCUGUGAUCCUUUGUAAGCUUGAACGAGUUUUUCCUCCAAGUCUGUUUGAUUCAAUGGAACAUUUACCAGUACACCUUGCAUAUGAGGCAUUAAUUGCAGGACCAGUACAAUAUCGGUGGAUGUACCCAUUUGAGAGGUACUUGAGAAAGUUAAAGAACAAUAUUAAAAAUAAAGCAAGGGUUGAAGGUUCAAUGUGCAAUGCUUACUUGGUAGAAGAAGCAAGUGCAUUUUCUGCUCAUUACUUUCAAGCACAUGUAAUGACCAGACAUCGAAAGGUUCCACGCAACUUGCAUGAAUUUGUCUCUGAUGAUGACAUACCGGGUAAAUUAAGCAUAUUCAAAUGCACAGGUAGAACUAUCGGAAAAGGAAAAUCCAGAUAUAUGACUAAAGAUGAAAUCCAAGCUGCUCAAACAUAUAUUCUAUUAAAUUGUCCAAAGGUUAAAACAUAUAUUGACAUUUAUGUGGAGCGAGUAAAGUCGACACAAUCAAAUAUCACAGAUGCAGCUGUUGAUGAAAAACUAGAGAGAGACUUUGUCAAAUGGUUUUACAAGUAUGCCCAUGAAUUGCCAAACAAUGUACAAAAUCAGCUUAUACAAGAUGUGGCAAAGGGACCACUCAGAAGUGUCACCACUUUUAAUGGGUAUUGUGUUAAUGGAUGUAAAUUCAACACAAUCAAUGGAAGUUCAAGUAGUAACUCAAUGAAUUUUGGUGUAUGUAUAAAAGGGAGUAAUUACAGUUCUGAAGAGAGCGACUACUAUGGACAGUUGGUCGAGGUGUUACGAUUGGAGUAUCCAGGGCUACCAAUUAAGCGGACUGUACUUUUCAAAUGUGACUGGUUUGAUCCAACACCAAGUACGGGCACCAAGGUGCAUAGACAGUAUAGAAUUAUUGAUAUUAACAAUAAGCGUAGAUACAGUAAGUACGAGCCAUUUGUAUUGGCCUCUCAGGCAACACAAGUCGUUUAUGCUUCAUACCCGAGCAAGCGUCGUGACAAAAAUGAUUGGUGGACUGUGAUGAAAGUUAAAGGUAGACCCGUUGUUGAAAUUAUGCUGAAGUAA